Oncorhynchus gorbuscha (pink salmon) is the source of this 5170-nucleotide messenger RNA. Its product is annotated as SH2 domain-containing protein 3C-like. The transcript is spliced from 13 exons. Gene Ontology annotation, molecular function: guanyl-nucleotide exchange factor activity; phosphotyrosine residue binding. The record is from RefSeq and is a predicted model, not a curated record. Bases 174 to 3362 code for a protein of 1062 amino acids. NCBI's taxonomy places the organism in Eukaryota, Metazoa, Chordata, Actinopteri, Salmoniformes, Salmonidae. Gene Ontology annotation, biological process: small GTPase-mediated signal transduction; positive regulation of peptidyl-serine phosphorylation.
UGUUUACACAGCUAGCUUCUAAUGCAUUUCUGCAUCUGCCCCGUGGAGCGGAACUGAACUGUGUCGGCUUGAGGAGAGGUUGGUUCCAGCUCUAGAUCUCCAGUCAGUAGCUAUCUUCCCCCCAGCCAGUCAGCCUGAAGUUGGACAUCAUCCCACCACCCCACAUCCACAACAUGAGCGGAAAACGGAAACUGAGUUUCAAGUGGUUUGGGAGUCUCUCUAACCUAUCCUUUCGGCGUGGAUCAUCGUCAGACAAAUCUCCCUCCAAGUCUGACGGGGGCAGAGCUCUGGAUGUGGUAUCCUCCCCCGACGCCGCGGAGACGUCUGUUGACGACAUGGAUAUGACUCGUCCGCGCACCUCCAGCUACGCCCGCUCCAGCGACAACUACACCCACAUGGGCACCUUGCCCCGCCUCCUCCUCAGGAAGAGAGACAAGAGUGGGAAUUCUGUGAAAGGAGGAACCAAGAAGGGGGCGGGGCUGGGCAGGAGUCAGAGCCAGCGGCCGGGAGGGGACCAUGUCUGUAGCUCUCCCCUUCUCACAGCUCUAUCUAGCAAGCCUGGCUCCAGACAGGACGAGCCUGGCACCAGACAAGACGAGCCUGGCGCCAGACAGGACGAGCCUGGCACACCUCUAUCCAGCCAGGCUGGUCCUGGUCCAAAGACCCAACAGGCCCAGGGGCUGCCUCCCAUCCCCAGAGGGGGAUCACUCAGUAGAAGUAAACACAAAGACCCACACGCUCACUGUGAGGAAGGAAAACCACAGACAAGUCAGCUAAUGUCAGCUCAGGCUGUGGGGUCUGCUUCCUCCUCUACCGCCUCGUCACUUGUCUGUGAAGACGUCCCUGAAGGAAACACAGUCACCACUGAUCAAGGUGUUCCAUCUCCAGAUACAGCAUCAACUGGUGGGGCCAGAAGGAAUCUUCCUUCUGUUCCUGGUCAGUCAGUUUCCAUGUCCUCACAGAGCCAGGUGAACAUUCAGACAGAAGAGCCAUCUUCAACCCCUAAGGUUCCUAAGAAAUCCCUGCCUGGGACCCAGGUCACCCAGCAUUGUGAGGAGGGCUUCCCCUGGGAGAGAGCUGAUAACCUAGGGACAGACAGUAACUCCAGCUUCCUGCCUGAGAUGGCCUCCUGUGGUUCUAGUGGAAGAGACCUUCAGAGGGAAACUCAUCCUGGUGAACCUGUGAACAGCCACAUGGACCCAACAGACAGCCAGGGUGAAUAUGUCAAGUUCUCCAAGGAGAGGUACCUGCUGGAGUCUGCACCAGAGAAACUACACACGGAGCUGGAGGAGGAGCUGAAACUCUGCAGCAGCGAUAUCAGGAGCCAUGGCUGGUACCAUGGACACAUCCCACGAGAGGUGUCGGAGACGGUGGUGCUGCGAAACGGUGACUUCCUGAUCCGUGAUUCGCUGAUAAACGUGGGCGACUAUGUCCUGACGACCAGGUGGAACUAUGAGGUUCUGCACUUCAAGAUCACCAAGGUCCUGGUCAGGUCCAGCACUGAGUCUAAGGUCCAGUACCUGUUAGAGAAAGACAGUUUCGACUCCAUACCUGAGCUGAUGAGGUACUACGUGGCCGGACGGCGACCUGUCUCCCAGCCCAGCGGAGCCCUGAUCUACUGUCCAAUCAUACGCACCCUCCCCUUGCGUUACCUGGAAGCAACGUUUGCCUUAGCCAAUAGCAGACAUGGCCUAGCCCACUCACCAUCCAGUCAGAAAGGAGCGUACAUUAAGAGGCGGAGCGUGACCAUGAACGACGGAUUGACCACGGACAAGCUGAUUCCUCACAGUGACGUGGAGUCCAUCAGUCCAGGGGAACCACCAGUUCCCCCAGUCCAAGUACCUGCAUCAAUACCAGUAGCAGUACCAGUUGUUCCAAAGCCAGAAGUGGAGGCUGCUGUCGUGGGGUGCAGGUGCUCCUCUACUAUUCACAAAGACGCCAUGACGAACUGUGCUCUGAGUAUGGACCUCAUCCAGGAGUAUCGCCGUCCUCCUUUAGGGGAGACACCUCUCUCCCCAGCCUACAGCCACAUCCACAGACACAGAACCCAGUCAGGGGUUAGAGUUCUGGCCGUGGUGCCCCCCUCUCCAGUCCUGAGACACUCCAGCGACCCCCAGCUCAGCCCAGGCUCCAACAACAACCUACCAGACAUGCUAGCAGUCAGCUCCCACUCCACCCCGGGCCCCUGCUCCUACGAAACCCCAGCAGAUGGCUCCGAGACGGGGGGCAGCUACUGCGCCUUACGGCCCACCCCGGCCCUCUGUCCUAAGGCUCCCUGUGCCGCCGGCAUGCACCCCACACCUCCCACUAAGAGCUACGUGGAGAGGCUGCGUGUGGAGGAGGGCCAUGGGCCUGCCCCAGGGAGGGAGAAUGGGGCUGGAGAAGAUGUGUUCAUCGCCCCCCUAGUGGAGACAGCCUCCUCCUUCAGACCAGGGAAGUACCUCUCACCACUGAUGCCCCAGGAGAACAAGCCCUUAGAGAUGAGCAUUCUGAAGAGGGUUAAAGAGCUUCUGGCGGAGGUGGACGUUAGGACAGCUGCUAAACACAUCACCAUGGCUGACUGCACGGUUGCUAGGAUACUGGGUGUUACCGAGGAGAUGCAGAGGAUGAUGGGAGUGGGCUCGGGACUGGAGUUGUUGACUCUUCCUCACGGACACCAGCUGAGACUGGACCUACUGGAGCGGUUCUAUACUAUGUCUAUAAUGACAGCUGUGGACCUGCUGGGCUGUACCGGCAGUAAAGAGGAGAGGGCUGCUCUGCUCCAUAAGACAAUCCAGCUGGCUGCUGAACUCAAGAGCAACCUGGGGAACAUGUUUGGCUUCGCCGCUGUGAUGAGAGCACUGGAGCUACCACAGGUAUGGACCAACCAUUGUGUUACUGUGUGCGUUGUGUGUUUGACAUGCACAGGACACUGGUAUGUGUGUUUCUCUCACUGUGUCAGUGUGUCUCUCUCUCUUUGUGUUCCAGAGAGCACUGUGCUGUCCAACACCUCCUUCCCUCAUGUGGUUCCUCUGCUGUCUCUGCUGGAGAGGAGUGUGGUCGUGGGGGAGGGACAAGGGGCGGGGAUGGAAUCCAGGGAGAAAGUGGAGGCGGGGGUUGACGUGGUGAUGUCACACCUGGAGGCGGCCCGGACCAUCGCUCACCAUGGGGGGCUGUAUCGCACCAACGCUGAGACCAAACUACAGGGCUUCCAGGAGAGGGAGGAGGUUCUGGAGAUCUUCCGGACAGAGUUCCAGAUGAGGUUGCUAUGGGGAAGUCGGGGGUCGGAGGGCAGCCAAUCAGAGCGCUAUGAGAAGUUUGACAAAGUUCUGACUGCUCUGUCUCACAAGCUGGAACCUCUUGUACGCCACAGUGAACUAUAGCACCCAUCUCACCGAACACCCCUAUACACAGCACUCACAGUGGUAUGGCCCGUCUCCCCACACUGCUGCUGGAUGAUUCCAAUGUGAGGGGAGGAAGCAGCUAACAGAGACAAGAGAAUAGACUGAGAGAAGAUGAGGGUACGCUAGGAGAGAAGGAGCGUCUCGCUGUAUAUCCCCAUAAAAGUCAUAAAGGGCUUUUUCAGAGCUCUUAAACUGCGUGGGAUGUUACAUAUUCUGCCUAUCUUCGAAGUACAGAUAAUUGUAUGGUGUGCGCUUAGGGUCAAACAACACAGGGGAGGGAGUAUAGGGAAGACAAAGCUCUGGUUUGUCUAAAACCUCCCUCACUAGUACUGUCACACUCUGUAAUAUCACCAACUUAAAGAGACAGUCAUAUUUAAAACAAUGUUUGUGCUCUUCAGGACACCUGUAUAAAAUAUAUACAACUAUCUAUCUCUAUGACCUGUGUCACCAGACCUCAGCUUCAGACUGAGUGUGUUCUGAAAUCUGUUGUUCUUGUAUAGACUCUCUGCAUGUCUGCCCUUCAUUCCAUGUUCCAUCACGUCCCCUGCUGAUGACACCUGCAGUGUGCUCAUACAGCUGGUCUCUUAUCUAUCUGUUUUGAACAAGUCAUAAUAUAUGUUAUGUUUCCAAAUCACAUCAGCUGUCUGAGGCGUACUGUGCUCUGCCUAAAAGCAUUUUCUCUCUGUGGACUUUGUGUGCUGUUCAGUGGCAGUUGUCUUAUAUGAGGGCUUUUCUGAGAAGCAUUCACCCUCCCUCUUCUUGUCUCCGCUUCUGGCAUGUCAUAAAUGUUUCUCAAAUCAAAACAAAAUCAAAUUGUAUUGGUCACAUGCACAUAUUGGGCAGAUGUUAUUGCGGGUGUAGUGAAAUUCUUCUGGCAUGUCAAUAAUGUUUCUGACAUGUCAAUAAUGUUUCUGACAUGUCAUUAAUGUUUCUGACAUGUCAUUAAUGUUUCUGGCAUGUCAUUAAUGUUUCUGGCAUGUCAUUAAUGUUUCUGACAUGUCAUUAAUGUUUCUGACAUGUCAUUAAUGUUUCUGACAUGUCAUUAAUGUUUCUGGCAUGUCAUUAAUGUUUCUGGCAUGUCAUUAAUGUUUCUGGCAUGUCAUUAAUGUUUCUGGCAUGUCAAUAAUGUUUCUGGCAUGUCAAUAAUGUUUCUGACAUGUCAUUAAUGUUUCUGGCAUGUCAUUAAUGUUUCUGGCAUGUCAUUAAUGUUUCUGGCAUGUCAUUAAUGUUUCUGGCAUGUCAAUAAUGUUUCUGACAUGUCAUUAAUGUUUCUGACAUGUCAUUAAUGUUUCUGGCAUGUCAUUAAUGUUUCUGACAUGUCAUUAAUGUUUCUGACAUGUCAUUAAUGUUUCUGACAUGUCAAUAAUGUUUCUGGCAUGUCAUUAAUAUUUCCUGAUGACUCCUGUCCCAUUUACAUCAUAUGAGCAUGUUUUUUCUGCACUUGUCAUACACACAAUUAAAAAUACCCAUAAUGCACUCUCACCUGUUUGUGUGAACUAUCGUACACAUGUGUUAUAAUGUAAAACACUGACUGUGCUGUUCUCUUGACCGUUACAUAUAUUUUUUUGAAAGGCGGGGCCAUUCCAAAUACUGAGUGAUAAUUUUUUUUCUCCUUCCUGACAAUUACCAUGACAAUUGUCAUGGUAACAUAUUUGACAGACUUUGUUGACAUGGUAACGUAACAUGCUAGAGCCUCUGCUGUUCCCAUACGAUUCAGGUUUAACCGGCGUGAAUGAAUGUGCUUUGGUCUGAAAGCGAUCCAGAACGUUCUCAGGGCAGAAUGGAGC